AUGUCGAACUACUUUCUCAUUUGCGUUCUCACUAUAUCUCUUUUCGUGGCAGUAGUAGCUACCGCCAUUGAGUCGUCGUCGGAGCUGUCUGUCCCCGCCGGCUGCCCUGUGCCGGACCCUAGACUUAAUUACCGGCCAGUGAUCGGGAUUGUUAGCCAUCCCGGUGACGGAGCCUCGGGUCGAAUAGUUAAUUCCACGAGCGUUUCCUACAUUGCUGCUUCGUAUGUGAAGUUUGUCGAGUCGGCUGGUGCUAGGGUCAUUCCACUUUUGUUUGAGGAUUCUCCUCAAGUUCUCAAUCAAAAACUUAAUCUAGUUAAUGGCGUGAUCUUCCCAGGAGGAUGGGCCAAGAAGGGUAAAUAUUUUGAGACUAUCAAAGCAAUUUUCAAGAAAGUUUUGGAGAAGAAUGAUGCCGAUGAACAUUUCCCUCUCCUCGCCAUCAACCUCGGAUUUGAGCUUUUGAUGAUGAUCGUCUCUAAGGACAACAAUAUUCUUGAGAAAUUCAGUGUAUCAAAUCAGGCAUCUAAACUUCAUUUCGUGGAAACCGUGAAUAUUGAAGAUACAGUAUUUGGGAG
Messenger RNA from Nicotiana tabacum (common tobacco), 572 nucleotides. The record is from RefSeq and is a predicted model, not a curated record. NCBI's taxonomy places the organism in Eukaryota, Viridiplantae, Streptophyta, Magnoliopsida, Solanales, Solanaceae.